UUCAUCAUCUCCUCUUCUUUUUUCCCCUCUUUCUUUCUUCCCUUUCCUUGCCGCCAACAUCUCUCUCCCGCACCAUCAUCACCCACCCCCUCUUUUUCUCGCCUUUGUCUUCUCCUUCUCUCUUCUUCCGGCUCGUAAUUAGGGUUUCCCAUGUAGGGUUUUCUAUUGCGUUUUUGUGCUCUUCUUCUCUUUCUGUUCCGUUGUGUUAGUGCACCUCAAGGGAGGGGAGAGGGGAGGGAAGGUCAUCUCCUUGGUUUGGUUCCGUGAGGGAGGAGCGGGGAUUUGUGGCAGGGCGCUUGCGGGUGUUAGCGAUUUCUCGGCUUGGUUAAAUUGCGCUUCCCGAGGCGAGUUGAUUGCCUUUUCGAUGAAAAUUUGGAGUUGCGAGGUUUGGGACGCGUUGGUGAUUGCACAGGGCUUUGGGAGGUGAAUCUUUAAGAAUCGUUGGGGUGGAGCGAGACUUAUUUCAUGUACGGAAUGUAUGAAAAUGGUCAAUGACAAACUGUGACAAAGUCAAAGUGAGGGUUAGCUCACUUUGGUUUGGUUUCCAAGCUGGUCGUUUUUAGUUGAGGAAGCAUUCGAAACUGAGAUCGUUCUACGACGAUCUGGCGUCAAAUCGCUGUGUUUCGUCUGGCGCCUGUUGCAAAUGGAGGGAGAUUUCUUGUAACGCGCGUCUCAUUGAAGGGUAUCCAGCAGCUGCAGAAAGCAUCUGAAUGUCGAGAGUGGCGGAUUCUGGGAGUAAUUAGUGAUCAAAUGUUAAUUUCCUGGAAAUGCGGACGAGAGGAGCUACAGGUUUGGUGAAAAUGAUAGGAAAGUAACAGGAGAAGACCUCUACAAGAGGCUUUUUGGGUCUCUUUAGAAACUGGCAGGGAUGUCGUUAGCAGAGCAGGAAUCCUCGCUGAGGCGCGAGAGGUCAAUGAGUGGCCGAGCAAAUGUACUCGCAGAAAAUGCCUCUGCCUCCUCUAACAUUUCUCGGGCACCUAGUCAACGUGAUGGUCUGGGUCUGGGUGGUGGAGGCGGGCGUGUGCCUGGGGGCAGCCAGCGACCACGCCAGCAGGUCAAGAAGCAUCCUGAGCCUCUUAGGCGGGCUGUAGCAGAUUGCCUAUCGUCCUCCCACCAUGUUUUUCCGACUGAAGCUCUCCGCACUGUGCAGGACUAUCUUGCAAAUUCAAUGACGGUUGACUCAGCGUACAGCGUGCUCAUUGAUCAUGCUCUUGCUGAGAGAGGUCGCAGCCCACCUGUGAUUACCAAAUGUGUUUCGCUUCUCAAGAAGUACCUUUUUAGAUAUUAUCCGCGAGCUUCUACUCUUCGACAGAUUGAUGCAUUUUGUGUGAGUAUCAUUGCUGAAUGCAAUGCUUAUUCAGAACCUGCCAGUAAGAGAUCGUACCCUUGGGUGCAACCUGUCAGUGACAUGUCCAACUUCCGCGUUACUGGCAUGUCACCAGGUAUCACAACCUCCACAUUUGCCUCAGCUGCUCUAGUCAAAUCACUGAAUUUUGUCCGUGCCCUAGUUUUGAAGCACUUGCCAAACCAUGGCUAUGGUGGGGCUAGUUCUCCUAGCCUUUCUAAACCCCUUACACCGGCAACGAUGGGCUCACCACGUCCUGGGAGUUUGAAGCGCGGAAUGCUACAGGACCGGGACCGGUCCAAAGUGGCGGUAAACGGUAUGGAUGGACUCGAGGAAGUUGAGCACGAAGAUUUACUUUAUGUUGCUGUGGAUGUGCUAAAAUGGCGGUGGGCAGGCAGUUCAGGCCAGCUUCCAUGGGCACCUUCUCCGGUCAUGUUGGAUAGUGGGGGCAUUGCAAGACCUCAUGUGGAGCGUUUGCCUCAUCUUGGAGAGCAAGGAGCUGCUGCUCUUUUACUCAGAGGGAUAGAUCGCAAGGACAUGGGGUCUGCUAGUAAGAAACAGGUUGAAAGAAAUAAGAUCACAAGUCUUGAAGGAGGUAUUCUUACAGAGCAGGUGCUGCGACCAUCUUCUCUGACUUCUGUAUCAGACCAUGGUGCUGCGAGAUCUCAUCUUCGAGCCAUUGCUGCUGCUAAGAGGAAAAAUCAACCAUCUCCGCGAUGGGAUGGAGAAACUGCUGCAGGCACUGCACGUAGGAGAGCACGGCCGUUGUUUCAGUAUCGCUACUACAGUGAGCAGCAACCUUUAAAAUUAAGCGAGGCAGAGAUGGAAGAAGUUGUAUCAGCUGUUUGCGCUGAGGCGAUUACAGCUGGCAGCACUGCUUCUACUCCGGCCCAUGGCACCCAGGCUGGCAAAGUGGCUGUGGAAGCUGCUGAUGUUGCUGCAAGUGUUCUUAUCAAGCUUCUUAUUGACAUGUACAUGGCCGAUUCCCGAGCUGCAGCUCCUCUCACUUUGUCUCUACUACAGGGAAUGCUGAGUUCUCCCCAAGCAGCUGUCAGAGUUCGUGCCUUUGAUUUAGCUCUCAACCUCGGCGUUCAUGCCCACCUUUUGGAGCCAAUGCAAAGUGAUGAUCAAUCUUUUGUUGAAGAACCUAGUCAGCCGUCUGGUUUGACGGGUGGUUCAUUUUCAUCAGUUUUGUCGGCAGGAGAUUUGGCUGUUAAUGAGAAAGAUAAGAUUGCUCAAGAGAAUGGAGGGGUCAAAGGAAUUGAGAAACCGGAAAAAGGAACGCCUGCAGCAGUUGGAGUCUUUGAAGCGUGGUUGCUGGAUAUUGUGUGUGAAAUGCUCCUCUAUCUUGUUCAGGCCGAGGAGACAGAGGAGGGAGUGUGGUCUGCUGCAUUGAGCUGCUUCUUGUACUUGGUUUGUGAUCGUGGACGCAUUUGUAGGAAAAGACUUGCUGGACUUGAUAUUAGGGUACUGAGUUCACUAUUGGAGGUAAGCUGGAUGCACGCCUGGGCUGACGAAGUACACUGCCGUCUCAUACGAAUGGCAUGCAAUCUUUUGUAUCGCCAGCCUGAGGUAGCAGCAGGAGAAAUUCUUAGCAGGCCAUCACUUGACCUGGAUCAGCUGUAUCUCAUGGGCGGCGUUGAAGUCAUCUGUAAUGAGUAUGCUAGGGCUAGAACUGCGGAAUCAAAACAAAAUCUGUUCGCCGUACUAUUAGACUUUGUCCUUCAUGAUUUACAGCAAGCAGCAACAAUUUGUGAAAAAGAACCACCAAGUAUCGAAGAAGUGCAAGCUGUUGUUUCGGCACUGUGCUUAGCAGAUGCACCUGAGUCCUUCGCUCUAGCAUUUAAGCAGGGUCUACAGGGUGUAGGCGACAACAUCGCCAAGUCGAUAGGUACCGCUAUGUCUCGGGAUGUGACUAAUGGACGUCUGAAUGCCCAGUUGCUGGAUGACAUCACGGCAUCAUUAGAUGCGCUUGCUACUGCACAUGUGCACCCUGAUUCAAGUUUUGAGCAUCUGAUUAAGGCGACUAUGAUGAGUGAGGGACUUACCAAUGCUGACGCUGGUGGCGGUAGUCCUAUUUCCCGGGAAAAAGCUCUUGAUUCAGCUGUAGUAACCAAGGCUUGGGCGACACUCAGAACCCUUCUUCACUCACCACAUUCUAUUUGUCGUUCAAAUGGUUAUGCAUGGCUACUAGAGCUUCUUUGUGCAGAAAUGGCUCGUGGAGGUUCCAAACAGUCGAGUAAAUUGAACACUCAUGCUUUGCAGAGACAGCUGUCUCUGCUGGGAAGUUUAGAACGUGCUACUGAAGCAGGCACUCCUCAAAAGACAAGCGAGACGCCAACUAUUUCAUCAGCUGCUCGGCUGUUGUGCGGUUUAUUGAAAGCAAAGCAGCCUGUGGUACGGCGGGGUUUUGUUCUUAUACUUGAAAAGCUCUUGUUACACUGUCAGAGACCAGGAUUGGAAAUAGAGACUCCAAUUUUUGCUGGAGAAGGGGAAACCAAGGAUGGUUCUAGAAGUUCAGGAGCUCAAGACCGUGCACUCGCAAUGUUGGGACUUAUGAAUGGUGCUUUGUGGCAAGUUAUCUCUGCUAAUGAUACAAACCGCAUCAAUAUCUUGCAGAUGUGCAAUAUGAUGUUUUCUCAGCUGUGUGUGAAAUGGCCUCCGGCUGAAGAGACUCCAACAUGUAGCAAAGAAACAUCCAGUGGGACGCCAGAGACAGUUACCAGACGAGAUCAUGAAAAGAGUUUAGAUAUCUCUACACCUGAAAGGACUGCUACAAAUGAUAAUAUGAUCAACAACAAUCUCACCAAUGUUAACGGAGAUCUUACCAACUCGGCGAACUAUGGGCAAGUCAGUUCGAUGGCUACAAUGUUACUAAAUGGACAAGCUGCAUCUUCGAAGUCUUUAGUUGCUAACAUGCCUACAGCGUUACUCUAUUGGCCACUGAUGCAGCUUGCAAGUUCCGCCAACGAAGAUGUGGCUCUUGGGGUUGCAGUUGGAAGUAGAGGAGGAGGAAUUGUAGAGGGUGGAGCAUGUGACGUUCGUGCAGCACUUCUGUUGCUUCUUAUUGGAAAGUGUAGUACGUAUCAAGCCGCCUUGGAAGAGGUUGGUGGUGAAGAGUUUUUCAGGGGGCUUUUGGAUGAUUCAGAUGCGCGUAUUGCAUAUUACACAUCUGCAUUUUUACUGAAGAGGAUGAUGAGAGAAGAGCCCGAGGCGUAUCAGCACAUGCUUCAUAACCUAGUCUUUAAGGCUCAACAGAGCAACAACGAAAAACUACUGGAGAACCCUUACCUUCAAAUGCAUGGUAUCCUACAGCUGUCAAGUGAAAUGGGGAACACUCUUUGAUGAUCUGUUUCGAGGAUAGCUUGUGCUGUGCUGUGAACAUUCGAAGUAUGCAAGCUGACCAAUACAUAUGAUGAAAUCGGCUGUCAUAUUGUUCGAUACUACAGAGUAGUUAGCAGUCAGCGGUUCUGCAAGUACUGGAGGUGAUUGCUUUUGCUAGCGUUAUGUGAAGAUUUUCCAUGGAAAUGCAUUACUGGGAUAAGUGAUCCCCUUUUCAAUCUCGUUGACGGCGUGACUUGAUUCACCUGCAAUAACACCCCCCCAACUCUACAACCUGGUAUGAAAGGUUUGCCAAAGAGGAAACGUUUUUUGUCCGCAAUUAUAAUUAAGCAGGGAAGAGCAGCCCUAUCCUAUUGAGAUGUAAUUUAUUAUGCAUUACUGAAUUGAAGACCAUCUAGACUUCCUUGGAUCUUCCCGUAUGGUCCACAAAGCUCCAUUUCAGAAGGGCCAUAUGUGCAAUAAAGCGCCAAGUGCUUCGCUGCAAGGAGGCAUGGUCUGCAAGCAUUGUUUUUGGAUCAAACUACUCCAAUUUUGAAAGGAAUCGGUAUAGCUUAUUUGGAACUGUCACUUAAAGGUAUGUUUUCAGAGUAGCAGUUUUAUCUUUUACUUGGGUAUAUGUAUUGAUUGUGACUGUAAAUUAAUCUGGAUAUCAGGUAUAGAGGGUGGUCCUUGAUCAGUACCUUACAUUGCAAGGAAUAUUCCUCUUACGUAUAAGUAGAUGGAUUGAUCGUCUCUGAUUGCUUAAAGAGUAACCGAGGCUGUAAAUUAUGUGGUAUUAUGCUUUGAAGGCGGAAUAAAAGUCUCGUACGGAUCACUGUGCAACGGGCUGUUGAUUCUCCUCCUAUUUUA
Physcomitrium patens is the source of this 5536-nucleotide messenger RNA. The record is from RefSeq and is a predicted model, not a curated record. Lineage: Eukaryota; Viridiplantae; Streptophyta; Bryopsida; Funariales; Funariaceae.